UGACGCGGCUCGCCAGUGCGCGGAUCAUGGGACGCCAAGGGACCAUUACGUGGACCGCUUGUCUAUCGUGCAGCUGGUUAGGAUCCUGAACAAGGUGCCAGAACGUGAAUGCAGCUUCAGUGAGUGAGCGAAGUGCAGGAGGUGCCCAGUAAAUCAGAAAACAGAAAUAUAUAAGAAGAAACGGACUUCAUGGUGACAUCUAUCUCUGUCUAUAGCGAGCUUAUGAUUGUAGUGUUGGACUUAUCGACAUAUCAGCAACUCACACUCAGAGAUAAGAGACUCGCCAAUGACAGGUGACGGCGUAGUGAUUUAGUGCACGGUGAAACGAAGAGACUCACAUGAUUCAUACCCAGGGGCGUGUCUCUCGAACUCGCUGCAUUGAGCUAAGUGUUGAUAGAAAGCUACACGCACUAUAUAGCAUCGAGGAGGUUGUUCCACUGUCUUAGUACGGAGGUAAAUGGAAAAGGUUCUACCCACUCCUUGGGGCACUCCUCUCUCCAAGUUAUGAGUGUCAGGAGGCGGUUCCACUAAUUCGCUGUGACUUUGCGGUAAAUAAAAUCAAGAACGAAGAGACUAGAUACUCCUAAAGGUGCUUCAAUCUCUGUGCAUCUCUCGAAGUUAGUGUAGUGAGUGUUGAGUGGUGAUACCAGAGCUACACACAGCAUCGUCAGGAGCCUUCAGGACAACUUUUGGCAGCAUGAAGACUGUGGCUGUCAAGGUCGUGAUCGUCGGCUCCCAAGGCGUGGGCAAGACCUCCCUGGUGACGCGCUACGAGACUAAGUGCUUCAACAAGGCCACCAGCUCCACCAUUGGCGCGUCCUUCAGCAACGUGGAGAUCCUCGUCGACGACACCAAGGUCAAGAUGCAGGUCUGGGACACGGCGGGCCAGGAGAGGUUCCGUUCCAUGGCGCCGAUGUACUACCGCGGAGCCAACGCAGCGGUCCUUGUUUACGACCUGACCAACUUCGAAAGCUUCACUGAUGUCAAGUCCUGGGCGCACGAGCUGCAGAGCCGUGUCGAGGACGAGCUUAUGCUGGUGGUGGUGGGGAACAAGACUGACCUGGCCACGGAGAGAAGAGUGGAAACAGACACCGCCAAGAAGUACGCCAAGUCCAUAGAGGCCUCCUUCUUCGAGACCUCCGCCCUUGACAACACAGGCGUGCAGGAAAUGUUCAGCGCGGUGGCCAAGCGGAUGGUGGAGCAGGCCAAGGCGAACACGAGCUCCAGCAGCCUCCGAGUCUACUCCCCCGAGGGCAAGGACCAGCAGGGCUCCGCGGUGAGGCUGGGGGAGGGCGGCGGCGGCGGGGGGCAGCAACGGGGGCGGUACGGGGGUUGCUGCUGACGUGAUGAUGGCCCCUCCGCCCCGCCGCCUGGCCAACCGCCCCCCUCCCCGCCAGGCCAGGCCACCGUGAUUCAUGCUGUGAUAAGUAACGAGACGAUGACGCCGCUUGAGGGUGUCGUGACGAGGCCUACUGUGUAAACAAGGCCAAGAUAUAGAUACUGUACGUUCUCCUGAGCACACAGAGGCCUUGGUGAGCGUGACCCCUGGCUGAAUUCCGUCGUUGUUCGGCGCUCUCGUUGUUAAUUGUUACUCAUAAUGUUGUUAAUAAUCAUAUGUUGUUUACCGUUUACCGUUGAUGAGGUUUCAGGCCCCGGUCCGCCACCAUAGCAGCGCUCCACAGGGCCACAGGUUGUACUUCUAUAAAUGAUAUUGUUUACAACAGCGCCGGUUCUAGUCUUCUGGGAGGCCUUGAGCGUGUGUACGGCAGUGACAGGUGGUACGUGUAUUUAAUAAGUAGAGAGAAACUGAACAGCUACAUUGCAACACCCUACAACGUUGCCAGAUUAUCGUACUCAGCCACCUUUGUUUGACGAUUUCCGACCCCAAAACUGCCUCCUCGAACCCAAUAACUGCCUUCAUAUAUUGUUAUCGUUAAAAUGGUUAAUAAUUGGUGUGUUUUGGCAAUAGCUAUGGCUCAGAAACCGGUAAAUACGAGGCUAUGAGUACGACAAUCUGGCAACGGUGAGUCCCUGCAUCUCACUGGCUAUAUCGUCGUGCUGUCUAUCGCUGCCUUACGUCCUAUGAUACGAUGGCAUGCUCCUCCUCCUUUGUUGUUUUACUUGCAACAAUAAACUAUCAAUUAAUCAUCAAUCAUGCCGGCUAUCGAUGCCUUACAUGCGAUAAGGUUUUGAGGCCCGUCAUGUCAGUACACAAUAAUUAACGGCUAUGGGGCUUGGAAGUCAUGUUGGCCGAGGAUGGCGAGGCUAUAAAAAAAAUAGUGAGGUUUGGUUAGCCCGGUAGCUGCGGGGAUCAUGCUUCUAAGGCCCCUCUAAGCGAGAAUAAUGAGAAAAAAAUCAUCACUCGCGCAAACCAUUUCAUUAUACCUCCCUUACUUUAAUAAAGGGAGAUUAGUUGAUUUUAAAGUAUCAGAUAUCAACAUUCACUAUUUUUUGGAAUAGUAUAUAUUUUUAGGACCCCUGUACAGACAAAGGGAACCAAAAGUCUUAUCAUUUGUGGCUAAAACUGUAGCAGUGUAUUUAUGUUAAGAGGAAAUAUGUGCUGUGUCUGCUGUCCUCACUCCUUCCAUGGCUGUGCGGCCGUCAGUAACACACUCUCUGGGAUAGCUAAGUUAACCUUCCUUAAAACAAAUAUUAUUUAUUGAUUUCAUUAAAAUAUCAAAAACACCAAA
Messenger RNA from Eriocheir sinensis (Chinese mitten crab), 2690 nucleotides. RefSeq names its product ras-related protein Rab-21-like. The coding region runs from base 698 to 1342 and encodes 214 amino acids. The transcript is spliced from 7 exons. Gene Ontology annotation, molecular function: GTPase activity; GTP binding. The record is from RefSeq and is a predicted model, not a curated record. NCBI's taxonomy places the organism in Eukaryota, Metazoa, Arthropoda, Malacostraca, Decapoda, Varunidae.